Megalops cyprinoides (Indo-Pacific tarpon) is the source of this 2181-nucleotide messenger RNA. It is a transcript of the gene ftr83, whose product is annotated as finTRIM family, member 83. The transcript is spliced from 7 exons. The record is from RefSeq and is a predicted model, not a curated record. The coding region runs from base 51 to 1766 and encodes 571 amino acids. Lineage: Eukaryota; Metazoa; Chordata; Actinopteri; Elopiformes; Megalopidae. Gene Ontology annotation, molecular function: protein binding; zinc ion binding.
GACUGAUAAGUCUAAGUUUCCUUCUGAGGGACUCGAAUAAGAGUGCACACAUGUCGAUGGACCAAGAGGACUGCCACCUGUGUAAGGAGUACCUCAGGGACCCUGUAUCCAUUCCCUGUGGACAUAGCUUCUGCUCCGUCUGCCUCAAGACCUAUUGGGAUCAUGCCGACAGCACUGGGACCUAUGUCUGCCCCCAAUGCAGGGUCACCUACAACAGGAGACCCACACCCCGUCGGGUACAGGGCUCCAGACAGUCGGGGGACCACCGGAUUUCCGAGUCCUACCCGCCUCCCCCUCCGUCCCCCGACUACAACUACGCCGGCCCCAGGGACGUGGGCUGCGACAUCUGCAUCGGCAGGAAGCACAAGGCCGUCAAGUCCUGCCUCAUGUGCCUGGCGUCCUACUGCGAGAAGCACCUGAAGCCCCAUUUCGAGUCGUCCACCUUCAAGAGGCACAAGCUGGUGGAUGAGAUUGGCCACCUGGACCGACAGAUCUGCCCGCAGCACCAGAAGGGUCUGGAGCUGUACUGCCGCACCGACCAGAUGUGUAUCUGUGUCCUCUGCACCGUGAAGGAGCACAAGGGCCACGACAUGGUUUCGGCCGAGACAGAGAGGGCAGAGAAACAGAAUCUGCUGGGUGCCACCCAGGCAGAAAUCCAGCAGAAGAUCCACGAGAGAGUGAAACAGAUGGAUGAACUGAAACAUGCGGUGGAUGCUCUGAAGAGCUCGGCCCAGAGAGCCCUGCAGGAGAGCGAGAAGCUGUUCGGGGACAUGCUGCGCUCCAUCGAGAGGAUGCAGGCCGAGAUGAGCAAGCUCAUCUCCUCCAACAAGAAGUCGGCCCUCAACACGGCGGAGGGCCACAUGGAGAGGCUAUCCCAGGAGAUCGCUGACCUGAAGAAGAGGGAUGCCGAGCUGUCACAGCUCUCCCGAACGGAGGACCACAUCCACUUCAUCCAGAGCUUCCACAUGCUUAUUGCCCAGACUGAAGCUGAGGAGCUGCCCACUGUGUCUGUGAACCCCUACUUCUCCUUUGGAUCAGUGACCAAAACUGUCUCCCAAAUGAAGGAACAUCUGAAUGAGUACAGCAAUGAAGAGCUGGUGAAGGUAGCAAAAACAGUCAAUAAGAUGCCAUUUUGCCAACUGGAUGACCGCAAAAAGAGACGCACCAUGAAAUCCAAUGACGUUGGACUCUACAAAUCACCAAGCCACGAGCCUCGGACAAGAGAUGAGUUCUUGCAAUUUGCCUGUCAACUCACUUUGGACCCAAACACAGCCUAUAGGCAGCUGUACUUGUCGAGAGGAAACAGGAAAGCAGCACUGAAAAGAGACGCCCAGUCAUACGGCGAUAGCGCACAGCGAUUCGACUGCCUGCCCCAGGUCCUCUGUAAGGAGCCCCUGACUGGGGGCGCUUAUUACUGGGAGGUGGAGUGGAGUGGGGAGGGGGCCUCCAUAGGAGUCACUUACAAGGGAAUCAAGAGAACAGGCUACGGGGAUGCAUGCCGCAUCGGAUACAACAGAAAAUCCUGGAGUCUGUUCUGCUCUGACUCCAGCUACUCCGCCCGCCACAACAAGGACCAAAUUGAGAUAAACGCCCCAUACUCGUCCCGCAUCGGCGUCUUCCUGGACCAUUCUGCUGGCACCCUGUCCUUCUACAAUGUCUCUGAUACCAUGUCCCUCAUCCACAGGUUCCAAGCUUCCUUUAACGAGACCCUCUAUGCUGGCUUCUGGGUCUGGUAUGAAUCUGCCAUCACCAUAGUCCAACUGUAAAUAUGCUUUACGUAUAAUGUCAAAACACCAGAAUAACAAUUUUGUCACUAACACAUUAGAAACACUCUAAAAGCCUUUCCUUUAACUGAGUUGCUCAUAUGAACAGUAUGUGAAUUGGUGAAAUGGGAUUACUGACUUUUCCUUAACAAUAGCUUGUAAAAAGCAGUUGGAUAACCUAAUCUUCAAACUCUCAAAAUUGCUUUUAUAGUAAAAUUCUACUAUGCUUUUAACUGUGAUUAUUGUUAUAUAAUGGCAACAGACGGGAAGGAAAUGUAUAACUGCGACUUACGACAUGCUAUAGUCUAUAUGUUAUUCUGCUUGCCAGUGUAAAUAGAAAUGAGACAUGUAGUAAAAUACUGUAGGUUACAGACGUUUAUUACACAGUAUUUGUUUCUAAAAGAUGUGUUACAUGAAG